This is a messenger RNA of Coccinella septempunctata (seven-spotted ladybird), 2785 nucleotides long. RefSeq lists its product as uncharacterized. Lineage: Eukaryota; Metazoa; Arthropoda; Insecta; Coleoptera; Coccinellidae. The record is from RefSeq and is a predicted model, not a curated record. The transcript is spliced from 3 exons. The coding region runs from base 291 to 2591 and encodes 766 amino acids.
ACUCGCCCAACAAUUUUUGAGGGUAGUCUAAACGCCAACGUAAAACACGACCCAAGUUUCAUUGAUACCCUUAAAUUGAAUUAUGCGUUCCACACUGCCAUCUCGAAAUCGAAUUGCAAGCAAUCAUAUCCGCUCAAGUGCGAAAUUGGCCUGUUGAACAACGAAUAUAUAAGACAGAAUAUCCAGCGGCAUCUCCAGACAGCCUCGUUGUCCACAGCGAACACGUUCUUAAACCGACGAACCAUACAAGCCAUCUCCAACAAGGGAACAAAUUUUCAUUUUACUCCACCAUGUAUCCGACAGUGACAGUGAAAGGUUUUUCUGGAUUGAUAGUGGUAUUUUUAGUUGUUUCUGAAGUGAAGAGUUUCAUUUUCCAAGACGACGGAGGUACAGAUUUCUGUGCCAGAGGAGUUGAUUUGCAGGAAGCAUCUUGCAACGCCUUACCAAAAACUGAGUUGGCAGCUAUUCGGCAGAAGGCUUUGCUCAAAGAAGGCAGAACAUUUCAGAAUGAACGUUCCAGAGAAGUUCGACAAACACGAAUGAAUGCUGAAAGAUUCAGAAGCAGUUUGGGAAGAGUACGUUCUGAUGAAGCUGAAAGGCUCUUCAGAAGAGUUGGGAAUAGUAAACAUAUCGAUAAUAGAGCUGAAGGAUCAUUCAAUCGACGAACAAUAAGAUCAGCUGAUAGAAAACGUUCAUAUGAAACUGAAAGGAUUAUCAGAAGAGAAGAGGGAAGUGGACGCCUCGAUAAUAGAGCUAUAAGAUCAUUCAAUAGAGAAACAAUGAGAUCAGAUGGGAGACGGGAUCAUCGAGUUAGUGCCAGAACAUCUGAUAUAAGAGUUCGAAGGGUUUAUGUUCAAGCUGAGAGAUCUGAUCAAAAACGAGCAGUAAGAGAUAUACGAGAUGGAAGAUCAGUUGGUAGUCAAGGUGAGAUGUUCGAAAGAAAUUUUGCUGAAAGUAAUGGUUAUUCUAUAAACGGCAACAUUCGUUUGAGUAUUCAAAGAAAAAGGGAUUUAGAUACAAGAAACGAAAGAAUACCUACAGUUAACAGUGUGAGAAUAUCUUCAGGUCAUAUAAGGCAAGGAAAAAGGUUUUCUAGAGGCACCCCAUCUCAAAGAGAAAAUACUUUGGAUACCAGAUCUGAGAAUUUAUCAGCUUCUCGAAGGUAUACGGAAAAUCAUGAAAGAAUUUCUAAUAAAAGAUUAUCUAAUGCUGGUAGAGAGAUCCUAGGAGAUACUGCAAGGAACCAAGAAUCUACUCGUCGUCUUUUCGAUUACGACAAGAAUAUUGGAAGAAUCCGAUCUGCUGUGGUGAAUAUGGAUAGAAGGAAUUAUGCCAAAUCAGAACCCGAGUCUCGAGUUAGCAGUAUUGCCGCCAGGGGAAAUUCGAAUGAGAAGAACUUGCGAAGAAUUGUUCAAGAACCACGAACUACUGAAGGAUCGAGAAGGGAAGGCUACAGCAUCCGCAGAAUCUAUUCAUCUUCCAGAUCAGGUUAUGUUGAGAAAAUUCCUCAAAGUUCAAGGCAGGAGCGUCUGAGAAACGUUGAAUCAACACCCGAGGAGAGAAGAACAAGAGAUUCAUCCAGGUCUGAAGUGAAUCGAAGGAGUUCCGAAAGGUUACGCGAGUUUGGGAAUGAUAGAAGGCAACGACAGAACUUUGAGCUCAGGAAAAGGGAAACCAAUACUGAAUAUAGGUAUAGGGUAGAUUCAACACCAUCGAAGACAACUAUUAUUGCACGAAGAUCGCGUUCGAUCUCCUCUAGGACUAGGAGAGAUGUAGAAGAACGUAGAACAACAAAAUCUGCCUCUACCUGGAAAAGAGAAAUGGAAGAAUCCCAGAGAAAUGAAGUUGGUGGUACCAGAAUCUCAACAAGUCCUUAUAAAUCGAGGGAAACUUUGAUUAGAGACUUGAAAACCAUUUCUCAAGAAUCAUUUAAUUUCAGAAGGAUGAAUAUUUUCUCUGAAAGAGAUACGGAAAACGAUGAAGCUAGACAUAGGUUGAACCGGAUUAACUAUCGCAGAAAUGGAGUAUUUGAGGUUAGGAGGUAUCCCGGUAGAACCUUCGAUUCAAGGACAUUGGAAUCGUUUAAAAACUUGGAAUCUCUCAACAGAAUCUCAAGAGAACCACGAUCCCAAAGGAUGUGGAGUAGCGCAAAGAAACAAACUGAGGAAAAACUAAGAAUUGUAACUAGAACUACGAGAAGAGAUAACAGGAGUUUGAGAAAAACGAACAACUUCGAAGAAAUCAGGCGUUUUAGGAUGCAGCAAUCUGUAGUUGAAAAUCUCCGAAGAUCAGAUUCUAGAAAAACCCCUCUAAGGAAUCUCAAAGUUGUAGCUUCAAGAGAUCUAUUCAAGGUUGAUGGAUAUACCACGAGUGUUCCAGAUACUCAAAUGAAAAGACGUAUGGCUAGUGACCUUUUUGUUUCAAUCCCAUCUGGGGAAUCCCUUGGCGAUAAGGCAUUUGGUGAUUGGCAAGGCCCUUUCCAACUAACAUUAGCGAGCAUCUUGGUUGGACAGUUGUUACUCUUCAGUGGCGACAAUGGCAAAAAAAGGUGUUUACUUGGAAGUUGGAUGAGCAAAGUACAAAUUUUCUAAACUCUUCUGCAAAUGAAGGAAUAGGCUACUGGAAUUGACCCGGCAUCUUUAUAGGAUUGAUAAUCAACUGGAACCUAUAUUAUAUCAUUGUAGAUAGUAGGUAAUGACGUAAUAGUCUGACAUGCAAAUGAGUUUGUUGUUAUAGUUAACAGUUAAUGUUAUCAAAGAGCGAAUAAAGAUUAGUUAUUGAUGAA